Messenger RNA from Pyrenophora tritici-repentis Pt-1C-BFP, 2346 nucleotides. RefSeq names its product Pectate-lyase-3 multi-domain protein. Gene Ontology annotation, molecular function: polygalacturonase activity. The record is from RefSeq and is a predicted model, not a curated record. Lineage: Eukaryota; Fungi; Ascomycota; Dothideomycetes; Pleosporales; Pleosporaceae.
AUGGUUGCCUUUAGCGCUGGAGCGCUUCUUCUGACGCUGCGCGUCCUCCUCACCGCAACGCCAUCAUUUGCCGUGCCAGUUGCGCAAGCACCUGCUGCACCUGCCCCGGCACCCGCCGCUGGUACCUCUGGCUUCUGGAUGGAGUCCAUCCAGCGCCAGGGUCAGGCCCCAUUCAACCCCAACCCAGCAUCCUACAAGGUCUUCCGCAACGUCAAAGAUCUCGGAGCCAAGGGUGACGGCGUCACAGAUGACACCGAUGUCAUCAACAAGAUCAUUGCUGACGGUGAUCGUUGUGGCGAGGGCUGUGACUCAACGACUACGACCCCUGCUCUCAUCUACUUUCCGGCCGGCACGUACAUCAUCAGCAAGCCUAUCAUCCAGUACUACUACACUCAGUUUGUCGGAGACCCAUUGAACAUGCCUGUUCUCAAGGCUACUGCAGCAUUCGAGGGUAUGGGCUUGAUCGAUGCUGACCCCUACAUCCCCGGUGGCAACGGUGCCAACUGGUACACCAACCAGAACAACUUCUACCGCCAAGUCCGCAACUUCGUCAUCGACAUCUCGGCUACCAAGGCUGCUGCCGGUAUCCACUGGCAGGUAUCUCAAGCUACCAGUCUCCAGAACAUUGUUUUCGAGAUGGCCAAGGGCGAGGCUGGUAAGGACCAGAAGGGCAUCUUCCAGGAUAACGGCUCCGGUGGCUUCAUGUCUGAUUUGAUCUUCAACGGUGGUGCCAUUGGCGCUUUCAUGGGCUCCCAGCAAUUUACCAUCCGCAACAUGACGUUCAAUAACUGCGGCACGGCCAUCUUCCAGAACUGGAACUGGUUGUUCACCUACAAGAGCAUCUUCAUCAACGACUGCCAAGUCGGCCUUGACAUGGCAAACAGCCCUCAGAACCAGACCGUCGGAUCCGUUCUCUUGCUCGACAGCAAGUUCACCAACACGCCCAUUGGAAUCAACUCCUCUUUCACCGAGAACAGCAUCCCCACCACCGGUGGCACACUCAUUCUGGACAAUGUUGAUUUCAGUGGUUCCCCGAAGGCUAUCGUUGGCGCUACCGGUAACACCAUCCUCGAAGGUGGUCGCAAGAUCGCCUCCUGGGCCCAAGGUAACGCUGUUUCCGCUGGAAACGCUCAAAACCGUGUUCAAGGCGAUGUCAACAACGCACCCACCAAGCCUCAAAGUCUCCAGGGCUUGAACGGCUGGUACGAGCGCAGCAAGCCCCAGUAUGAGACCUUCCCUGUGUCCAAGUUCGUCAGUCUCAAGUCGAAGGGUGCAAAGGGUGAUGGUGCGACCGACGACACCGCUGCUAUCCAGGCUGCCAUUGAUGGCCUUCAGGAGGACGAAGUUCUUCACGUCGAUCACGGUGCCUACCUCAUCACCAAGACUGUCACCAUUCCUGCUGAAAAGAACGUCAAGAUGGUCGGUGAGAUCUACAGCACCUUCUUCAUCACAGGCGAGUUUUUCUCGGACAUGAACAACCCCAAGCCUGGUUUCCAGAUCGGCGCAAAGAGCGGUGACAAGGGCUCCUUCGAGGCAUCUGAUCUCAUCAUUGGUACUCAAGGUCCUGCCCCCGGUGGUAUCUUGAUGGAGUGGAACAUUGCUGCUGAGAACGGUGGAGCUGGUCUUUGGGACGUCCACUUCCGUGUUGGUGGUUAUGCAGGCACCAAGCUCCAGUCGUCCAACUGCAAGAAGAACCCUAACGCUACUCACACCCCCAACCCAGAGUGCAUUGGCUCCUUUAUGCAGCUCCACAUCACCAAGAGCUCCAACGGCUACUUCGAGAACGUUUGGCUCUGGACUGCCGACCAUGAGCUUGAUCAGGAAGACCACUCUCAGAUCGACAUCUACAACGGUCGCGGUAUGCUUGUUGAAUCGCAGGGACCAGUUUGGCUUUACGGUACCGCCUCUGAGCACUCCCAGAUGGUGCAGUACCAGUUCUCUGGCGCAAAGGACAUCUUUUACGGUGCCAUCCAGACUGAGACUCCCUACUACCAGCCUAACCCGACUGCUGCCGUUCCUUUCACCAAGAAUGACAAGUUCUUCGACCCAGACAUGAGCCAGGCCAAGGCUGCUUGGGCUGUUCGUGUUACCGAUGGCAGUGACAACAUCUGGAGCUACGGCGCCGGUACCUACUCGUUCUUCCAAAACUACGACCAGGACUGCGUUGUCGGCCAGAACUGCCAGCAGGACAUGAACGAGGUUGCCAACUCGACCAACGUCAACUGGUUUGGUCUGUCGACCAAGGCCUCUGUCAACAUGAUCACCAUGGGUGGCCAGGCUGUAGCCAAGGACGCAGACAACCGUUCCAACUUCUGCGCUACCCUUGCCAUAUUCGCGCAGGGGUAA